Molecule: messenger RNA, 1656 nt
Organism: Amaranthus tricolor (Joseph's coat)
Lineage: Eukaryota; Viridiplantae; Streptophyta; Magnoliopsida; Caryophyllales; Amaranthaceae
Product: acidic endochitinase-like
Exons: 2
Coding region: 372-1328 (318 amino acids)
Biological process (GO): carbohydrate metabolic process
Cellular component (GO): extracellular region
Molecular function (GO): chitinase activity
Source: RefSeq, a predicted model, not a curated record
UCCAUCAUAAAGCUUGUCUAUAUUCACAACAAUUUAUGUUUAUGAUAAGUGGGUUUUUAAAAGUACUAUUACAUUUGUCAGUAUAAUUAAUUAAUACAUAAUUGAAGUUUAGAUAAGAAAUUCAAUUUAAAACAGCCUGUUUCUUUCUGUCUAAAGGAUGACUAUACAUCUCUAUUCUCUACCUACAUUCACUAAUUAAUCAUCAAAAUCACAUAGAAGAAUAUUAGGCCAUACAUUAUAUUCCUUAAUUCUAGGAAGGAAUGGUAGAAUACCAUGUUCGUUGAAUCUUUGAAUGCAUAUAAAUACCAUACAACGUUGUACAUUACACACAUCAAAAACAAGAUAUCCUUAAAACAUAGUACAAAGCAAAGAUGUCUGUUUUGCAACUCACAUUAUUCAUCUUGGCUUCCUAUUUUGUCAGUCUGAGCCAUGGUGCUGGGAUCUCAACGUACUGGGGGCAGAAUGGCAACGAAGGCAGCCUAUCGGCAGCCUGCAACACAGGGAACUACCAGUUUAUCAACAUUGCAUUCUUAACUGUGUUUGGAGGUGGCCGAACCCCUCAGCUAAACUUGGCUGGUCACUGUAACCCAGCUAUUCCUGGAAGUUGCAGCAGUAUUGGUAAUGAUAUUGCUGCGUGCCAACGCCAAGGAAUCAAAGUUUUUCUCUCUUUGGGUGGUGGUGCCGGUGAUUACUCCCUUUCUUCUCCUGCUGAUGCACAACAGGUUGCAGACUACCUAUGGAACAACUUCCUAGGAGGAAUCUCAAACGCCCGCCCUUUAGGUGACGCGGUUCUUGAUGGCAUAGAUUUCGACAUCGAACUUGGCUCAUCACAAAACUAUGAUGCCCUAGCUAGAGCCCUUCAAAGGCGAAGCACACCACAAAGGAAAGUCUACUUAUCCGCAGCACCACAAUGUCCUUUCCCUGAUGCUCAUCUAAGCAACGCUAUUGCCACCGGAGUUUUCGACUAUGUUUGGGUUCAAUUCUACAACAAUCCUUCAGCCAAUUGCCAAUAUUCUAACAAAAAUGUGAACAAUCUCAUAAACUCAUGGAACAGGUGGGUUACUGUCAAUGCUCCACAAAUCUUCUUAGGAAUACCUGCUGCUCCAGCUGCUGCUAACAAUGGGUUUAUUCCAUCUGAUGUUCUUAUAAGAGAUGUUUUACCUAGAAUUAGGGAUUCCCCCAAGUUUGGAGGAGUUAUGCUUUGGUCUAGGUUCUUUGACAAUGGUUAUAGUUCAGCCAUUAAGAAUAGUUUAAGCGACGAAUCUGAUGAACGAUCUGGGGUGUCAAUUAGCAUCCCGAAAGUGAACAUUACAAUUCCGAACCCUUAAGGUGUACCUUAAAUUGAACUUUUGUAUUCGAGUCGGUUUGUUUUCGGGUCUAGCAGGGCCUAGUUUGUUUGCAUUUGAAAUAAGAGGUCAUUUGUAUUUUCGGAGUUGAUAAGUUAAUGUAUUUGUUUGCGAUUGUACUUGUACUAGCUUUGGAUGAGUUGAUUGUAGGUUCUUUGAACUUUUUACCGGUUAGACUGAGUAAAGGACAUGGUUAUGUGAGAAUCAAACUCGAGAUCUUACAUGAGAAAAGUGAUACUUACUCUAACUUUUGACAAACUCCGAUUCUCAAUUCAUUCAACUAUUCGAAUUGCACUUUACCUUAUAAUUU